This is a messenger RNA of Prinia subflava (tawny-flanked prinia), 1415 nucleotides long. Its product is annotated as keratin-associated protein 5-5-like. The transcript has 2 exons. The record is from RefSeq and is a predicted model, not a curated record. NCBI's taxonomy places the organism in Eukaryota, Metazoa, Chordata, Aves, Passeriformes, Cisticolidae. Bases 174 to 1415 code for a protein of 413 amino acids.
CAGAGCAGCGGCUGCUUCGGUUCCUGUGCGGUUCUUGGGUUUCCAGCUCAGGACAAAGCAACGGGAGCGGGGUGGGAUGUGGGCCUGGGCAGUGUGGAAAGGUGGGAUCAAUCUCCAAGUCCUUUGUGUUCCAGGUCCUCGCUCCGGCCACCCUCCGCUCCUCUCCCAUCACCAUGUGCUCCACUGGAUGCUGUCCCACGGCCUGCUGCUCUGUCGUGAAGAGCAAGACCGUGUGCUGCAGCCCCUGCAAGACCACCGUGUGCUGCAGUCCCUGCAAGACCGUGUGCUGUGAGCCGUGCCAGAAAACCGUGUGCUGUGAGCCCUGCAAGACUGUGUGCUGUGACCCGUGCCAGUCCUGCUGUGACCCGUGCCAGAAGCCUUGCUGUGACCCAUGCCAGUCCUGCUGUGACCCGUGCCAGAAGCCAUGCUGUGACCCAUGCCAGUCCUGCUGUGACCCGUGCCAGUCCUGCUGUGACCCAUGCCAGAAGCCUUGCUGUGAGCCCUGCAAGACUGUGUGCUGUGACCCGUGCCAAUCGUGCUGUGACCCGUGCCAGAAGCCCUGCUGUGACCCGUGCCAGUCGUGCUGUGACCCGUGCCAGAAGCCCUGCUGUGACCCGUGCCAGUCGUGCUGUGACCCGUGCCAGAAGCCCUGCUGUGACCCGUGCCAGUCCUGCUGUGAUCCGUGCCAGAAGCCGUGCUGUGACCCGUGCCAGUCGUGCUGUGACCCGUGCCAGAAGCCUUGCUGCGACCCGUGCCAGUCCUGCUGUGAUCCAUGCCAGAAGCCCUGCUGUGACCCGUGCCAGUCCUGCUGUGAUCCGUGCCAGAAGCCUUGCUGUGACCCGUGCCAGUCGUGCUGUGACCCGUGCCAGAAGCCUUGCUGUGACCCGUGCCAGACUGUGUGCUGUGACCCGUGCCAGAAGCCGUGCUGUGAGCCCUGCAAGACUGUGUGCUGUGAUCCAUGCCAGAAGCCGUGCUGUGACCCAUGCCAGUCCUGCUGUGACCCGUGCCAGAAGCCGUGCUGUGACCCGUGCCAGUCCUGCUGCGACCCGUGCCAGUCCUGCUGUGAUCCAUGCCAGAAGCCUUGCUGUGACCCGUGCCAGUCGUGCUGUGACCCGUGCCAGAAGCCCUGCUGUGACCCGUGCCAGUCCUGCUGUGACCCGUGCCAGUCCUGCUGUGACCCGUGCCAGAAGCCCUGCUGUGACCCGUGCCAGCAGUCCGUGUGCUGUGACCCGUGCCAGUCCGUGUGCUGCACCAAGGUGAAGUCCGUGUGCUGCGUGCCCCGGCCCUGCUGCUGCCCCUGCUGCUCCUGCGUGGUGAGGAAGCCCGUGGUGGUUUGCUGCACCCCGGUGCGGAGGUGCUGCACCCCCUGCAUCCCCAUCCAGCAGUGCUGCGCCAGCCUCAAGAAGAGCUGCUGA